Molecule: messenger RNA, 2162 nt
Organism: Nothobranchius furzeri (turquoise killifish)
Lineage: Eukaryota; Metazoa; Chordata; Actinopteri; Cyprinodontiformes; Nothobranchiidae
Gene: cbx7a
Product: chromobox homolog 7a
Biological process (GO): negative regulation of transcription by RNA polymerase II
Cellular component (GO): PRC1 complex
Source: RefSeq, a predicted model, not a curated record
GCGCGCCCGCGCGCAUGCCGCGCGCUGUCCAGUGUUGAUGUGUCGCAGAUUUUAAAAAGUGAAGCAGAGUUGGAGAGGAAGCGCGGACGCUCAGCGGAAAAUCACCAGAACUCUCGCGGCUUCGGUGACACUUCCACGGCGGGUUUUCCCACCAUCCUUCUUCCUCCCGCAACUAUUUAUAUCCCCCGCAGCGCAGAAAGCGACGCGUCCGACCCUAGCCGCGUCCUGUUGGAGCAGCGAUGGAGCUCUCAUCUAUAGGAGACCAGGUGUUCGCAGUUGAGUCAAUAACGAAGAAGAGAGUCAGAAAGGGUAAUGUGGAGUAUCUACUGAAGUGGCAGGGAUGGCCCCCAGAGUACAGCACGUGGGAACCAGAGGACAACAUCUUGGACCCUCUCCUGGUCCUGGCCUACGAAGAGAAUCAGGAGAAGAUCAGAUCUUUGGCCUACCGAAAGAAAGGUCUCAGGCCCAGGAAGCUCAUGCUGCGGAACAUCUUUGCCAUGGACCUCCGCAGUGCCAGCAAGGAUUCGGAGAAGCCCCCCCCUCGCCUGCGUCUGUCCCUCACCAGGUCCAUGAGCACAGACGUUGAACAGCUGUGCCGUCGUCCAGCUGGGAGGAGGUACAGAUCGAGGAUGACCAAACUAGGGUCCAAACGCUCGUCCUGCAAGCCCAUCCAUCUCCAGAAGAAGAAGCUGGACUCCCCGCUGAAGCACUGGGGGGAGGCCAGUGAGGAGGACAGGCCAGAGUGUGAAAGUGCUGCUGAGGAGAAAUGUGAAGACAGCUGCUACGGUCAUUCAGAGUGCAGCUCACCACCCUUCGUGGAGCGACAGGACGUGGACGUGGAGAAGGUGGACGACCAGCUGACGCCCAUCAACACAGAAAUGUGGACCAACACAGCGGACGGAGGGACGACUGGGACGUGUCAGAUAUCUGCACACGAGCAGCCAAAGGACAAUGCGUUGGCCUCUGAGGCCAAACUGGGAGAUGCGGUGGUUUCCCUGGGAGACAGGCUGGAUUUUGACGGCGGUGAGACGGGGGUGGAGGCGGGCUCAGAGUGUGAGACGGGGGUGGAGGCGGGCUCAGAAUGUCCCAGCGUGGACAGCAUUCCUCGUGAGAGAAGCAACACGACGUCGGUGAUUGUGAGGGUCCAGGACUAUGCCAGCACUGGGGUAAAGGUGGAGGAAGGGAGCGCCAACAAUCAGUCGGUUACCAUGGCGACGUCAGGCCCUGCCGAAGAAGAACGUCCAGAGAAAGUGAUCGUAACAAACGUGACUGUGAACUCGCUGACGGUGACGUUCGUUGAAGCCGACGGGGCCGAAGGCUUCUUUAAGGGCUGCUGAAGGAAAAGGCCGCAGCUCCGGAUCACCAGAAUUCAACUCGCCACUCGUUUAGUCCUGCGCGUAAAACGGAAACGUUUACAGAUGUACCUUCACUUCCUACUGAGUUCAGUAAAGACAUUUACCAAUGAAAGUGAGUGCUGAUUUUAUCAUUUAAGAGGAAGUCUGGUUGCUCUCCUAAGUGCUGGAGUGACCCGUUGAGAUCGGGCCGCCGGGUUUCCAGCCAGAACCGUUCGCGUAACUACUCCGAUGCAGUUAGCCUUCCGUAGUGCUUUCCAGCAGGACGCCGGUCCCAGAUCUGUCCUCGGGGUGGCCGGUUUCAGUCGCUCCUCUUUCUUACUCGUACUGUUUUGUAAACGUCGCUCUUGUUUCGUCUUUUGGGUUUCUUUGCACAGAGCUAAACGCAUGCCCCGCCUCUCUGUGCCGCUCAAAGGCCCGUCCUGUGCUUGUCUGAGCGGUUUAUUUCUGUAACAAAAGAAAUGCAACAAAGGCGGCGGAUGAACGCCUCUGAUGGAGUUUUGCAUUUCAAUGAGCUUGAGAAGAAAGUCAUGAUUUUGCCGUUUGUCCUAUGAAAUGCUUCCUGGUUCUAUUUUUGUAUCACCAAGCGAUGGUCGACUUUUUAGAGACGAGUCUACACUGCUGCUGUCACACUGUAGGUCGUGCAAAUGUACUUUAGAUUAAACUAGUGAUCUACUAUUUAUUGCAUGUCACUUGUAUAAACUAACUUAUGUCAGGAUAAUGUCUUAAACUGAUGGAUUGUCUUGACGUCUUCAAGAAAAAAAGAUUUUUUAUUUAACUGCAUUUCCAAUAAAUGUGUACUAAAGCAAA